Molecule: messenger RNA, 1723 nt
Organism: Trematosphaeria pertusa
Lineage: Eukaryota; Fungi; Ascomycota; Dothideomycetes; Pleosporales; Trematosphaeriaceae
Exons: 2
Coding region: 1-1716 (571 amino acids)
Source: RefSeq, a predicted model, not a curated record
AUGCCCCGCUACACCGACCUGACCGGGCCGUUGCCCUCAUUCCGCAACCUACCUCAUACCGUCAAGAUCUCGUCGACGAUGACGACGCGUGAAUUCGCAAUCAAGAACCCGACAUUCCCUAUGGAGGUCCUCACCGGCAGGAGCCGCUUUGGCCUCGUCUCGCCCCGCUUGCGACAUCACCUCCAUCAUUUGGUCAAGCGACGUGUCGAGGGCCGUGAAGCAGGCAAGGCCGUACGUCGUGGCCUGUCCGUCAGUGUAGUCGAUCUUCCAACGCACGAAUUCAUUCCCUGUCGCUACGAGCCUCCCGCCCGCUUUUCUAGUCAGUCGCGAUCUACAUGGCGCAAGGAUACGCACCUUGCGUGGAAAGCCCGCCGCGAGCGGGAGAUACGUGAGAAGCAGAACGAAGAGCGGCACAAUCAAUAUUGUGCUGAGAAGGCACGAAAGGACGCCGUCGAGGCCGCCGAGGGUUGGGCCAAAUUCGUCGAUACCAUCAACCGCAACCCCUCCGGCAUAUUCUACAACGGUCCGCUGUCCAAGGUCAUCCGCUUUCCUUACUACAUGCCCGGUCUGACCGAAGAGAUGGUGUGGGAGGCUCUCGCUGCCCAGACUGCCCCUACUGUCACCCAAGAUUUCCGCACCUUAUACGACGACCUCUUCGCCUACAAGUCCAGCAUCAAUGCUGCUCUCGCCGCCCUCAAGGAAGCUAGGAACAACCGAGAUGAUUUCGAAGCUGCCGCUAUCGUUCUGGUCGAGCGAUUCCGAAGUACGGCGGACGCCCUGAAGACGCUGUCCAACUGCGGGAUCGACAAAGCCGCUCUGUGCGGUAACAUGGGCCUAGGAUGGGACUGGGGCACAAUGCAAUGGGCAUAUAUCUUCCUGCGGAACCAGCCUUCUCAGUUGCCGGUGAAUGUGGUUACUCUGCUUAACUGCAUCGCAGAAGUAUCUGAGCUGGUCGGGGUGUCGAAGGGAGACCUCGAUGCUGAAGCAGCUCGUCAGAUGCAAUCAGAUGAGCAGCCCAUUCAGGUUGCCCCCCACGACUCAGUAGUGUCAGACUCGGUAUCACAGGGCCAGAAGCCCUUCGACGUACUUUCGGACAUCCGAGGCGAUUCACCCUCCCUCGGAGCUUCCAACACUGCACCAUCUGUCUCUGCUUUCGUUCCAGGCAUAACGGCUUCCGCCUUUCACGGAUUACCUAACCCAAAGCCCUUCGACCAGUCUUCGAGCGUCCAGAGUGAUACAUCUUUAGGAUCCAGCAAUGCCCCCAGUCAGACGUCCACCAGUCAGACGUCCACCAGCCAGACGCCCACCACAAGCAGCCCUAUCUCUACAGUCUCCUCGCCACCCCUCGUCCAAGCUACCCAACUCACGUCGAACAAAAUGACUUGCGACACACUGAAUCAUCCCUCCUUCACGGGCUCCAUCAAGAAGGACAAAGCAACCUUAUUGAGCAAACUCAACAGCAGACAGCUUCCGACAGCGGGUGAAAUUAAGUGGUUGGAUGAGAGCUGCCGCUGUAUCACCGAAAAUGAGUUUCAGGAUUGGUUCAAGCCAGAAAUCGUUCGCCAAGGAGCUGCAGCCUGGUUUGCGUCGAUGAUGGCUCUGAGGAAGGACCUCGAGCAGAAUCACGGCUGGGCGAUAAAGCAGCCAGGAACUGUCCGAGACCUGUUGGAACGCCUUGGUAGUGUCCAGGGCGCACUGAAUCCAUCCAAUGACUAGCUGAUCU